Molecule: messenger RNA, 255 nt
Organism: Schistosoma spindalis
Lineage: Eukaryota; Metazoa; Platyhelminthes; Trematoda; Strigeidida; Schistosomatidae
Source: the annotation of a GenBank genome assembly
AUGAGGUUAUGUUUUAAAAUUGAAUUUAUAGUCAUUUGCACAGUAUUAUUGGAGAUUGUUCAGAUUGAUGGUGCUUGCAAAGAAUAUGGAGAAUCAUGUAUGAAAACUGUAUUUGACAAAUGUUGUGGUAGCAAUGUAUGUGAACUUACUGGACCAUUCAAUGGAAAAUGUGUUAGAUGUAUACAAACUGGUUAUUCAUGUUUACACAAUGGAGAGUGUUGUUCAAGGAACUGCUGGUUAUUUAAAUGUAAAUAA